GAGAAUGACCUUACACAAAAACACAUUAGUAUACCUUAACUUACACAUAAUAAUGGUUGGAGUGAUGAUAAAAUUGUUUUUAAAGCUGCACUUCAAACCGGAAAUAAAUCAAAAGACUGAUUAACAUUGUGAAAUACUGUAUAUUACUUUGACUAUUUUUGCUCAGUAGCAGAUUAGAACACACCAAAGACACUAAAUACAUUAUUGUACCUGCAGAUAUUUGUCAAUCUUGUAGUUAAAUGAAAGCUGUGUCCUUGAGAAGUCUCUUAUUUUGGGGUUUCUGAUCAUUGUUAAAACCUUCUGUAUUGAAUCAUGUGCUAUGCCCCCUGGUGGAGGGUUUAAGUACUGUGUUUGGUCAGUGUCAGUUGUAAUAAAUAAUUUCAAAAACUGCAUAAUUAAAUGAAUUCUACUAGACGAAUUGUGUUUUUAUCAAAGUUUGACGUUUGUCUAUCAGAAGUUGUUCAAAUUAUCAAUGCGACAAAGGCACAAUAUCAACAUUUAGUCAAACAACAUUUGGAAAACGUAGAAUUUUAUUGUUAACAUUUACUUUAUCAUAAUUGAAAAAAAAAACAUUUUAGGUGAUGAUGUAGAUUUUCAAUAAUUCAGAUAUAUUAUUCUCAAGAUUUUAUGAAGUACUGUACUUUUUUACUUCAAAUUACCUUAAUGACCGAUAGAAACACCUGUUUCAAGAUUAACGCAAUAUGACCUUAAUAACUCAAUAAUUUCAGCAGUUUUAUUUUUAUUUUAUCAAAGUAUAAUAAACAUUCACUCAAACAAACAUGUCCGUCUCUGCUUGUGGUGAUUCAUAUCGCCAAAUGUCCUUCAGAAGCCUCCGUACUUUUGGAGUCGUCGCUAGGCAACCAAAACUGUGUCUCUGCAGGUGUUAAAAGUUGUAAUUAAAACAUUAACGCCGUCGCUUAGCGGCUGCAGGAUUUCAAAGUCCAAAGCAAGAGCCAUGCAGGAAUCUGGAAAGAAGAAUUGGGCCAAUAGAAGGGUGUCAGUAACAGCAAAAUACACGGAUUCUGACCAUGAAGAAAAGGAGGAGAAAAUCAACGGUUGUGUUCAGAAAAAGGCUGCAGCUCUUUCUGACCAUGACUCCAGGGUUUUAAGAACCAAGCUACACAUUGUGCAAGAAGAACUUGAUCUGCUUUCCACUGAAUAUCAUUAUCAGAAUGAUGAAUUUGGUAAGCUUUUUGCAACAAAUAAGAGGCUGGGCGACGAUCGAGCCAGACUGCAGAAGACCAUUUGUGUCCAGAAAAUACAAAUUGAGGAGCAGAAAGCUUCGAUUAAAGAUCUUGCCCACAAAUGCCAUGAUCUCCGUCUGCAAGUGUAUGACUUGAGCAAGCUGGUUAGAGGUUAUGAUGAGGAAGUGGAGAAGAUUAACUGCCAGCUGACUGCAGCCAAUCUGGUGAAGAAGAAGAAGAUCCUGAGUAGUGAAGAAAAUCUAAAUAUAGAAAAUCUGCUGGCUGAGAACAAAAACCUCAAGAAGCAAAAAUAUGACCUUAUUUUGGGUUUCAAGAAGCAAACCAAGCUGAUCGACAUUCUGAAAAGACAGAUAAUGCACCUUGAGGCAGCAAAGCUGCUGUCCUUCACGGAGGAGGAGUUCAUCAAAGCCAUGCUGGAGACACAAUAAACAUGAUCCUCACUGUCCUUCUUACUUCUUAUAAAGUCAUUUCUUCAUGUUAUGGGGCUACACCGUAAAUCUAAUCCUGUGUUAAACAACCUCAGUUUGAAAUUACAUUGAA
Molecule: messenger RNA, 1745 nt
Organism: Xiphophorus hellerii (green swordtail)
Lineage: Eukaryota; Metazoa; Chordata; Actinopteri; Cyprinodontiformes; Poeciliidae
Product: testis-expressed protein 9-like
Exons: 8
Coding region: 956-1633 (225 amino acids)
Source: RefSeq, a predicted model, not a curated record